Lodderomyces beijingensis is the source of this 1443-nucleotide messenger RNA. Lineage: Eukaryota; Fungi; Ascomycota; Pichiomycetes; Serinales; Debaryomycetaceae. The record is from the annotation of a GenBank genome assembly.
AUGUUGACAGUCCUGAAUUUGGAAAAAAAAACGAUUUUUUUACUUUUACUCAGUCUCUUGUUCAAUACCGUUUAUGGAGGGUUCACGAAGUUGCUACCUCCAAGCCAAGACGAUUUCUACAGGGAACCACCAGGGUUUGAAGAUGCGCCACUUGGAGCGAUUUUAAAGAAACGGCCUACCCCAGCACACAUUCGAACAUUUGCCCUUCCCAUGAACCUCAAGAACUCGUGGCAAAUAAUGUUUAGGUCACUGAACUCAAUUGGUGACCCCAAUUAUAUCGUUGCUACUAUCAUGGAGCCGUAUAAUGCAGACCCUGAGAAGUUGAUCAGCUACCAGACGUUUGAAGACAGUGUGCACCAGGAUUGUGCAUCAUCGUAUGGUAUUCUUAAAGGAGCUGGAAUAAUUGAACAUCUUUUCACGGAGACGGAUAUCUCGUUUACAGUGUUGGCGCUACGCAAAGGUUACUAUGUUUUAGUUCCCGAUUACGAGGGCCCCAAAUCGGUGUUCACGGCAGCGAGACAAGCUGGAUAUGGAACAUUGGAUGCAAUCCGGGCCGCGUUGCAAUCUGAAAGUUUCACUGGAAUAAGCAAAAAUGCAAAAGUUGCCAUGUGGGGCUUUAGCGGUGGAGCCAUAGCAUCGGGGUGGGCCGCGGCGCUCCAGAGUCGCUACGCCCCCGAGCUCAGUCGAAAUUUGAUUGGAGCUGCUUUAGGAGGCGCUGUUAUGAAUCUUACUAGCAUGUUCAUCAGCAAUGACAAUCAAAUGCAUGCAAACUUGAUUCCCAGGGCCCUUAUCGGUUUGGCAAACGAAUACCCCGAGAUACAUGACCUUCUCGAGGCUUACGUUGACCCGAAACAAGUUGAUUUGUUUGGUAUGGCUCAUACGCUUUGCUUUUUCCCAGCAAUGGUGAAGUUUUUCGGAAGGUCCAUUUUAUCGGGGAAAAACCCAUUGUUCCCCAAUGGGUACCAGUUGUUGGCUGAGCCGCCAAUCGCAGAAGCGUUGCGAGACAACUCUUUGUUGUACAUGAACAAGACUUAUUUGCCCCAGAUUCCCGUCUUUUUUUACCAUGGCAGAUUGGAUCGAGUUGUGCCGAUUAUUGAUGUGAAAUUAACUGUCAAACAGUGGUGCAACUGGGGGAUCAAGUCGUUGGAAUUUACCGAGGAUAAAAUCAACGGCCACACGACGGAGAUUCCUUUUGGAGCGCAAGCAGCGUGGGCUUGGAUAGAGGCAAGGUUUGCGGGGAAAGCUCCCGUUAAGGGUUGUAAACAUACCAAGAGAUUGGGAAACCUCUUCUACCCAGGUGGAACCAAGAAUCUAAUCGGCUAUCUCAAAGGCAUGAAGGAAUCACUCACUUACAAGGAAUUAGGGGCAGAAAGGUUCUCAAAGGAGAUGUCAAUCUCCCCAUCGAAAUUGUACAAAAUUCUUGACGCACUUGUAAAAUUUUGA